AUGGCAUCCAGACGACCAAAGCAGCAUGGAGUAUUUGCUUCACAGAAAUUUAACACGGGAGAUUUCCUCCUGGAGUAUAAGGGAGACUUAGUCUCCAGAAAGGAAGGAGAAAGACGAGAGGCACAAUAUACCCCGACGAAAGGAAGUUUUCUGAUGUUCUUUUCUUACAAUGGAAAGAGACUGUGCAAGUACCUGAAUCUUAAUAUCAAAAGAUCCUUACGUAAGAAAGAUAUGCAGUUUAGUAUUGCUAAGUGUUUGGUAGAACUACAGGAGUUUGAUGAAAGUGCAUUAGAUGCGUACAGGCCAGAGGGCGAUGAUUCCAAUGUAAUAAAACUGAAGGAGUUAGAACUGAAGGAAAAGGAAAAUGAAAGAUUGUUUAAAGAUAAGGAAAAUGAAAGAUUGUUCGAAUUGGAGAAAUUGAGACUUCAGAGCGAAAUUGAAGCUAGGAAACUAGAAGGAGACAGGUCUGGCUUAAGUUUUUCUGAUAUGCCUCCAAAAUUUGACGUCGUUAGAAACAUAAGAUUGGUGCCACAAUUUCGUGAGACUGAUGUAGAUAAAUAUUUUCUACAGUUUGAAAAGAUUGCUCAGAAUUUAGAGUGGCCUAAAAAGUUUUGGACUACCCUUUUACAGAGUGAAAAGAUUACGAUGUGGCGAGUCACAAAAAGCAAGGUGGCCCCUGCCCGUGUGUCCCCAACCAUGCCUUCCACCGUCAUGACCUCUGAGGCCAGUCUGUCACCCUCCCAGCUAGACGCGGCCAUCAUGGAAAUGUUACACAUCCGAGCUGGCGGAGAGAGUGGAAUCGCGGUCGACUGUAAAGGCAACCCCAUCACAGCCUCUGGUAAACGGAAACAAAUUUGUCGUGUCUUUUCCGUGGUGUGCGUUCCGAUUUUGAUCCUAAUCGGCAUGACGGCGAAUACGUUUGCCACCACACUGCAGGGCUUCCUGGACGCCACAUCGAUACGUGACGGUCUCCGAUUCACCACCCAGCUCGGAACGCUCAUUCACCAGUUGCAGACGGAACGCGACCAGAGCACCCUAUAUCUGAGCGCAAUUGGACCGGAAACGAAACUCAAGCUGCUAAAAGCGUAUACAGCGACCGACCGAACACUGGAACAAUUGGACCAAUGGCCCAAAGCCGACAACAACGACCUCAAACAAUUCCAGAAGAAGGAGAAGUUUAAGGUGUUUUUGAAUCAGCACCGCUAUAGAAUGGACAGUAUCAACCAAUCAGUGACAGAAGAGCUUCAUCAUUACACCAACAACAUCCUUGUUUUCGUAAACUGGCUGUACGACUCGAUCUCAGAGGCGCGUUCCGGGACUGUCUGGAGAAGUCUUGUGGCUUUCUUAGAAAUCACGGAGGCCAAAGAAUCGUUGGGACUCGAACGCGCUCUUGGCGCCAUCUGCUUGGCUCGUGGUGGCUUCCCCACGUUUGACGACUACUUAUGGUUCGCUGAGAGUCAAGACGACGCUAACGCCUCCUUCUCUUCCGCUAGACUUUUCUCCGACAUCGCAGCGGACAUCUUCGACUCUCUUGUGGAGAACAACAGGUCAUUUCUCACAGAUCUGAAUAAUCAGAGACUUGACCUUCGCCUGAACAUCUUGGACAGGAACGCGUCUAUAGAAGAGGCCGAGAACUGGUUCGACAAGAUGUCAGUCUACACGGAUGUUCUACUGGAAACACAGAAGGCUCUGAUGGAUAAAAUCAUUGCGAAGCUAGAUGAGAGUGAUGAAGAAGAUCUCACCAAGAUGAUUAUUAUCGGCGUGGUGUUUGGAUUAGUUCUAAUGAUAUGCCCUCUCGUCCUACAGGGAGUCUACUCUUUGACCACCGAAAUGCAAUGUUUCUCCGUUUCCCUAGCUGACAGGACAAAGGCUCUGAAGAAGGAGCAGAAGCGGACCAAUUCUUUGUUGUACCAGAUGCUUCCGAAAACUGUGGCUGAGCAGCUGAAGAAGAACGAAAAAGUGACCGCUGAGACGUUUGAUGAAGUCACCAUCUUCUUCUCGGACAUCGUUGGCUUCACGUCUCUCUCGGCUCAGUGCUCUCCCGUACAAGUGGUUAACAUGCUGAACAGCCUGUACACGCUGUUUGACGACAGGAUCGACCACUACGACGUGUACAAGGUAGAGACCAUCGGGGACGCUUACAUGGUGGCCUCUGGUUUGCCGCGGAGGAACGGAAAACGUCACGCCGCCGAGAUCGGAUCGAUGGCCCUGGACCUCUUGGACAACAUCACCAGCGUGGAGAUCCCCCACCUGCCGGGAACACACUUCAAACUCCGCGUCGGUCUCCACACAGGACCAGUCGUUGCUGGCAUCGUUGGGUGUAAAAUGCCGAGAUAUUGCCUUUUUGGAGAAAGCGUCACUAUUGCCUCCCGCAUGGAAUCUCUUGGUGAAGCCAUGGAGAUUCACGUUUCCCAGCCUACCUAUGACGUUCUGCGGGAACUCGGGGGUUUCCAACUGGAACUACGAGAAGAUGACGUCAUCCGUAGGGAUCGUGCACUGGCCGUAUCUCUGAAGGGAAAAUUGAGAACGUACUGGCUUGUGGGACGAGUGGGGAUGGUUCUAAAACCCAGAGUUGCUAUGUCGUCAUUGUCCGACCUGUCUGAAGAGGACAAUUUAGGUCAAGCAUAA
Molecule: messenger RNA, 2628 nt
Organism: Liolophura sinensis
Lineage: Eukaryota; Metazoa; Mollusca; Polyplacophora; Chitonida; Chitonidae
Exons: 12
Coding region: 1-2628 (875 amino acids)
Biological process (GO): intracellular signal transduction; cGMP biosynthetic process; receptor guanylyl cyclase signaling pathway
Cellular component (GO): plasma membrane
Molecular function (GO): adenylate cyclase activity; guanylate cyclase activity; peptide receptor activity
Source: RefSeq, a predicted model, not a curated record